AUGGGCAGGAGCAGGAUGCACUGUGGUGCCGUUUCUCGAGAAGGUGUCAUCUGGUUAUCAAAGAGGAGCAGACUGUGCGGACACAAACGUGUAGCGCAUCAGCUGGAUGGCAUCGGCGAGGCGAGAAAGAUCCAAGCCAAGCUGGGCAUGAAGUGGAAAAACUCUGUCGAUUUUCCUCGACCUUUUUGCAGCGCAGGGCCGGACGUUUUCCGUAAGGACGCGAUGCGACGCGAAUGCAACGGAAAGGUCUGUGAUGGCUGCUAUUGCGAUAUCCCACAGGGCAGCACAACCCCGCUGGGAGACAAUGGGCGGGAAGAAGCCGAGAGGGGCAGCGAAAGCACAAUGAACAACAGCUCGUUAAUAUACAAGGAGCCUGGCAUGUUUAGCUCAAGAGACUAG
Akanthomyces muscarius is the source of this 399-nucleotide messenger RNA. RefSeq lists its product as uncharacterized. Lineage: Eukaryota; Fungi; Ascomycota; Sordariomycetes; Hypocreales; Cordycipitaceae. The transcript is spliced from 5 exons. The coding region runs from base 1 to 399 and encodes 132 amino acids. The record is from RefSeq and is a predicted model, not a curated record.